AUGGCAUGGGGUGCUAAGGAUGGAGUUACGGGUGAAGAAUUGACCUCAAAAGACCUGCAACAGAGAGGCAUGAAGGUAGCUUCUGGAUUAAAAAGACGUGGAUUUGCCGCAGGAGAUGUCUUGUGUAUCCUAUCCCCAAACACCAUUCAUUAUCCUGCUGUGUUCCUUGGCGCCACUCUUAAUGGAGGCAUUGUCAGCCUUGCCAAUCCGGCUUAUAAUGCAGAUGAGUUUGAACACAUAGUAAGGAAUUCAGGUGCCACAUGGAUAGCUGUUGGGGCUGGCUUAGAGAAGACUGCCCUGGAAGUUGCACAGCGUGUUGGGAACAUCAAAGAGAUCUUCCUUUUUGAAGGCCAAGUUGAGGGUUGUUCAUUGUUCCAGGAGUUGUUAGAUGAUACAGGAGACCAAUAUGUGCCUCAUACUCAGGUUGAUCCAAUAAAAGAUGUAGUGGUUCUGCCAUAUUCCUCGGGCACUACUGGUCUUCCCAAAGGUGUAAUGGUGACACAUAGAAAUCUUGCUGCAGCAUUUAUGCAGUUCAGAGAUCCACGUACCUUGGGUUUAGACGGCAACGAUGUCAUGAUGUUAUUCUUACCCUUUUUCCACUCACUCGGCUUCAUCAUGAUGUUCUCCUCGCUUAUUAAUGAUUAUAAGGCAGUUAUGUUACCAAGAUUCAUUCCUGACCUUUUUCUGAAAGUUAUACAGGAACAUAAAGUAUCAUGCAUGGCUGUGGUGCCGCCUGUGGUCUUGUUCUUAGCACAGUCUCCAGCUGUUGAUAAAUAUGACCUCACCUCACUUAGGAGGAUGUACUGUGCUGCAGCCCCAUUGUCAGCUGACGUCCAAGAAGCCGUGAUAAAAAGGCUUGGUGGCUCACUAGAGUUGUGCCAAGGUUAUGGGAUGACUGAGUCUGUGGCCUGUAUUUCGCUCUGUUCACAAGAAAACAAAUUGGGAUCUAUUGGUCAGCUUUCCGGAUACAUGGAGUUAAAGAUUGUUGAUGUAGAAACAAGAGAACCUUUAGGCCCAAACCAAGAAGGAGAAAUAUGUAUAAACGGUCCUCAGAUAACUCCAGGAUAUUAUAAAAAUCAAAAGGCAACUGAUGAAACUUUUGCCGCUGAUGGAUGGCUUAAAACAGGCGAUGUGGGGUACUUUGAUGAUGAGGGCUUCCUUUAUAUUGUUGAUCGCCUUAAAGAAUUAAUCAAAUACAAGGGACUGCAGGUUGCACCAGCAGAAUUAGAGGGAUUAUUGUUGCAACAUGAAGAUAUUAUAGAUGCUGCUGUUGUUGGUAAGAAACAUGAUCGCUAUGGGGAACUUCCAACAGCAUUUGUAGUUAAGAAACCUGGUUCACAAGUUACAGCUGAAGAUGUGCAGCAUUUUAUUGCAAGUAAAGUGAGCAACCACAAACACUUACACGGUGGAGUAGUCUUCAUGGAAGCCAUUCCUAAAAAUGCAAGUGGCAAGAUUUUGAGGAAAGAUAUCAAGAAAAUGGCAGAACAGUUAUAAUGGACCUUGUUAUAAACUGUUCCUUGAGAUUUUUUUCAGUUUGUAAGCUUGUUUGCAUUUAUUCCUUUCUGUCCUUGGCAGCAUUGAAUAUUAUGGCAUUAGUGAACAUACGCAGAGGGUUGAAAGAGUUAUGGAAAUGUUAAUUGGUUAUAUAUUUUGUAUAUUUUCCUGAAUUAGUUCUUGUGUGGGAGUGACUGUGAACUGUUAUUAUUUUAUUUUAAUUUUUUUCUUUCUUUCUUUUUUCCUUCUUUUUUUUUUUUUCUUUCUUUCUUUCUUUCCAGUUAACUGAUAUACUAUAUUUUUAGAUAUUGAUUUGUAACCCAUAUUGAUAUUAAAAUUUAACAUAA
This is a messenger RNA of Penaeus vannamei (Pacific white shrimp), 1841 nucleotides long. The record is from RefSeq and is a predicted model, not a curated record. NCBI's taxonomy places the organism in Eukaryota, Metazoa, Arthropoda, Malacostraca, Decapoda, Penaeidae.